UCUUACUCUGGCUUCAACAGGGCCGGACCACUGACUCCCUCCUCUGUGUGAAUCUGUCAGGGCAGCAGUGUCUAUGUGUGUGCGCAUGUCUCCACUGGGAACACUUCUUUUUAAACUUACAGCACUCUUUGGGAGCGGUAGGGCAGGCUGUUUCAGAGUGUGAGAGAGGAGAGGAGACACCCGUGGUGCUGUGAUUUGACUAAACAAACAGCGAGGGCUCAGAGCAGUACCUCCUCCAGCGGGCUCCUGGGACAGCAGAGAUUAACCUCAGACUCUGAGGAUCUGAGGGAUCUAUACAUCUGAGGCAGCAUCUCCUGUAGAGAGAACCAGCUGGAAAUCUCUCCUCUGAUUUCAGAAGGAGGAGACCGACUGCUGGCCGGCAACCUCCUCGGACAGAGAGGGAAGACUUGUCUGUUUCCAGGAUCAGUCUGAAGAACUGAGCGCAUUGAAGGCUUCCACCAUGAGGAGGGUGACGGCAUCCACGCUCCAUCUGACAGUCACCGUUACUGCUCUCCUGUAUUUCUGCACUGAGUUGUGGUGCCUGGAGCUCUCACCUGAUGACAAAGAGCUCGUCCUGGCUGAGGGCUCUUCCCUCAACCUCACCUGCUCUGGCUCAGAGGAGACCACCUGGGUGUUCAAGAGGGACGAUGUGUCAAUCCUCCAAGUGGAACAAGUUCAAAAUGGUGGUCAGAACUACAAAAUCAUGCAAAGCAGCGUCACUUCCAGUAUUUUGACCCUGUGGAACUUGAGCUGGAAGCACACAGGGGUGUAUCAGUGUAUCGAUCGACUCACUGGAGAAACUAAGGAGGUAGCUAUUUUUGUCCCAGACCCUGAUGUAUGGUUCAUAGAGAGCUCCCAUGGCAUGGUGACGAAGACCAGUGAGGAAAGCACCGUCCCCUGCGUGGUCACCAAUCCCAACAUCAUUGUCACCCUGUAUGAGAGGGACACCGAUCAGCCCAUCAAGGGGCUUUAUGUUCCUAGCGAGGGGUACAAAGCACAGCUGGAGGACAGAACCUACGUGUGUCGUGGAGAGCUGAACGGGGAGGUGAAAGAGUCUCAGGGCUUCUGCGUCGUCAGCAUUUUCGUCCCAGAGGCCAUCGACGCCUACAUCAAUGCGUCUAAGACCGUCCUGAAGCAGGGUGAACCGCUGACAGUAAACUGCACAGUGCACGGAGUGGAGCUAGUUUAUUUUUCCUGGAAUAUGCCCAACAGCGAGGUCAAGCCGCUGACAGACGUCCUGUCCCCAACAAGCAUGCGCUCCUACCUGAUCUACCCUCAUGCCACGGUGGCCCACAGCGGAGGCUACGACUGCCAUGUCCUCGAGAGUGUCCAAGACCAGACUGCCUCUGCCAGCGUCAACAUCACUGUGCUCGAGCGAGGCUUCGUAGUUGUGACUCCUGCUCAGCAACAAAACAUUUCAGCCAAGCUGCAAGAGAACGUGGAGCUCAGGGUGAAAAUUGAAGCCUACCCUCCCCCUCAGGUCCACUGGAGCAAAGAUGGCACCACCAUCAAGGGGGACAAAACCAUCACAACCAGACAAGAGCAUGAAAUUGGGUAUGUAACUAUUCUCACUUUGGUGAGGGUAAGGACGGAACAGAAGGGCCUCUACACCGUCCUUGUUACAAAUGGAGAUGACACAAAGGAAGUGACAUUUGACCUGGAGGUCCAUGUUCCCUCUCAGAUUAAAGACCUGACUGACCAGCACCUCCCUGGGAAGAGACACUUAGUGACCUGUGUAGCUGAGGGGGUCCCAACCCCGACCGUACAGUGGUACAGCUGUGACAGCAUGCUCAAGUGCAGCAACCAGACAGCUUUGUGGCAGCCGCUGAUACCAGAACCGGAGGUGCUGAGCAUCCAGACCAACGUCAGCUACAGUGAGACUCGUAAAAUAAGCCAGGUGCAGAGCCAGGUGACCUUCCACAAGCCCCAGCAGGUCACAGUUCGCUGUGAGACCAGCAACCAAGCAGGACUCAUCGACAGAAGAGACGUCAAACUGGUGUCCAGCACACUGUUCUCCCAGGUGGCAGUGUUGGCUGCUGUUCUGGCCUUAGUGGCCAUCAUCAUCAUGUCUAUCAUCAUCCUCAUCGCUGUAUGGAGGAAGAAACCUCGCUAUGAGAUCAGAUGGAAGGUGAUAGAGUCUGUGAGCCAGGAUGGACAUGAGUACAUCUAUGUGGACCCCAUCCACCUGCCCUACAACCUGGCCUGGGAAAUGCCACGAGACAACCUGGUGCUGGGUCGCACUCUUGGAUCAGGAGCUUUUGGCAGGGUGGUCGAGGCAACCGCGUAUGGUCUCACUCAUUCCCAGUCCAGCACAAAAGUGGCCGUGAAAAUGCUGAAAUCUACAGCCAGGAGGAGUGAGACUCAGGCUCUGAUGUCAGAGUUGAAGAUCAUGAGUCACCUGGGUCCUCAUCUCAACAUUGUGAACUUGCUAGGAGCUUGCACCAAACAUGGCCCUCUCUAUCUGGUGACUGAGUACUGUCGCUACGGUGACCUGGUGGAUUAUCUGCACAGGAACAAGCACACCCUCCUGCAGUACUACGCUGAGAAGAACCAAGACGAUGGCUGUCUCAUCUCUAGAGGAAGCACCCCACUCAGCCAGAGGAAAGGCUAUGUGUCCUUUGGAAGUGAGAGCGAUGGAGGAUACAUGGACAUGAGUAAAGAUGAGCCCUCCAUCUACGUACCCAUGCAGGAGCAGAUAGACAGCAUAAAGUACGCUGACAUCCAGCCCUCCCCAUACGAGUCUCCCUACCAGCAGGACAUCUAUCAGGAACAAGGUGGCGGCGGAUUGGAACUGGCCAUCGGUGACUCUCCCACUCUCACCUAUGACGAUCUUUUGGGCUUCAGCUACCAAGUAGCAAAGGGGAUGGAGUUCCUCGCCUCUAAGAAUUGUGUCCAUCGUGACCUUGCUGCCAGGAAUGUGUUGAUCUGUGAAGGCAAACUGGUGAAGAUCUGUGACUUUGGCCUGGCCAGAGACAUCAUGCAUGAUUCCAACUACAUCUCUAAAGGCAGCACCUUCCUUCCCCUGAAGUGGAUGGCACCAGAAAGUAUUUUCCAUAAUUUGUACACCACCCUGAGCGACGUGUGGUCAUACGGCAUUCUUCUUUGGGAGAUUUUCACACUGGGAGGAACCCCUUACCCUGAUUUGCCCAUGAACGAGUUGUUCUACAGCGCUUUGAAGAGAGGCUAUCGAAUGGCAAAACCCGCCCAUGCCUCUGAUGAAGUCUAUGAGAUCAUGAAAAAGUGCUGGGACGAGAAGUUCGAGAAGAGGCCCGAUUUCUCCUUUCUGGUCCACAGUGUGGGGAAUAUGCUGACAGACAGCUAUAAAAAGCUCUCUGGCUCUGGAGGAGGAGACGGACUCCAUGUCGCAGGACACGGCCGACACUCUUCCAGAAGAGGACAGGGUGGAGGAGACCAGCGAGAGAGACGCUCUGCUGUGCUCCUCCAGGACGCCCGAGGUAGAAGACAGCUUCCUGUAGCUACAUACAGAACCCUGAGAGAACAGAGCCCUUUUCUGAGAUUUUUUUUUAACAUGCCUGAAAAAGGGAACGUGACUAAACUAGAAUGUAGCAACAUUGAAACUGAGAAGGCAAUCUUUGUAUCUCCACUAAGCACUCAAAAAGUUUUGCCCUUCUUUGAGCUUUUGUAUCGAACUUAUUACCUCUGAAACUACAAAAUGGUUAGAAAUAAUAAGCAUUAUGUUACGAUCCAGUCAUUCAUAAGAAGCUUUCCAUAAAAUAAAUACGGUACUCUCCUCACUCUCACAUGGAUUCAGUUUACACUAAGUAAAGAUGUAUUUUCCAUUGUAGCCAGAGACUUGUGAGGCCUUAUGAGAUAUGUGCUUUUUUAGUUGGACACAUUUAGCCAUAUGUUAAUUUUUGGCUGUUACUAUUUUGUCCCCUCUUUAGUGUUAAUGACCAGUGUGGAUGUUUAGAAAUGUUUAGUGGAUGUUUUUACAAACAAUUUUAUUUGUUUUAAAAACACAAGGUAAUUAACACAACAAUAAAAAAAACCAUAAACAAAUACACACAUGAAAACAAAAUACUGUCCAAACAAGAACAAUAUUCAAAUUCAGAUUGGCAUUGGAAACAAAUAUUUACAUUGCCAAAACAAGUAUGAAAUAAAAAGAAAAAUUAAUAUAGCAUUAUGUCCUAAACCACGAGCAGCCGUGGAACAUCAGUUAUUGGGUUCAAACUUUAUGUUGCUUUUUUUUUCCUUACCUGAAGUACGAGUGGCUGUGUUCGCUGCAUUAUAUUUGUAAAAAUGUCAUUCCAAGGACAUGAUAUCCAGAGAUUCUACAUGCACUGUUUUACUAAGAGAGAUCAUUUGUUUAUAGCUACAUGCCACAUGAAGAUUUCCACUUCUUUGUUUCCUGAGAAUUAUAUGAAAUGUAUAUGUCAUAUGUGAAUUUUGAAUCCUUAGUCUGAGGCUUAUAGUGGCUUGUUAUAGUUCUGUGCCAGAUUUGCACUUUAUUUAGAAAAAUGGGUUAGUCAUAAUGAGGAUAUAAAUAUACUCUCAUAAAGACAGAGAUAAUACAUAUAACAAGAUAAUACUUAAAUAUGUGCCUGUAAUGGUAAAUCAGUUUCUGUGAUGACAGGUGACUCCUACAAGUGGAAAUAAUAAAUACAGCGUAUCACUGCCUGAGCACAAGAUGGCACACACGAGUGCCUUUGUAUAUAGACUGACAGCGUUGUCUUGCAGCUAUUGUCGCUUGCCGAUAUGAAGGGCUACUGUACUCAAGGAACCUAGAUAGCCGUAUGCGUACAUGUAAAUAUUAUGCUUUUAGUCUUCUGUUUCAUUCGAUAACAUUCACUUACACAGUGUUUCAACUUUCAAUACUUAGUCCAUUUAAAACAACACAUAGUAAUAUUCUGUAGCAAUUUUAAAUGCACAAGAUCACUGUAUCACAAGCUAUGGUACCAAAGCUUUUCUUAACGUUUACAAAUGUAUUUUUUAUAUGUGCCAUUUUAUAUGUUGUAAAUGUGACAAUAAAUGUGUAUUAUCAUAGUAA
This is a messenger RNA of Micropterus dolomieu (smallmouth bass), 5008 nucleotides long. It is a transcript of the gene pdgfrb, whose product is annotated as platelet-derived growth factor receptor, beta polypeptide. NCBI's taxonomy places the organism in Eukaryota, Metazoa, Chordata, Actinopteri, Centrarchiformes, Centrarchidae. Gene Ontology annotation, biological process: multicellular organism development; cell surface receptor protein tyrosine kinase signaling pathway; cell chemotaxis. Gene Ontology annotation, molecular function: ATP binding; platelet-derived growth factor beta-receptor activity; platelet-derived growth factor binding. Bases 461 to 3664 code for a protein of 1067 amino acids. The record is from RefSeq and is a predicted model, not a curated record. The transcript is spliced from 22 exons. Gene Ontology annotation, cellular component: signaling receptor complex.